Molecule: messenger RNA, 984 nt
Organism: Aspergillus fischeri NRRL 181
Lineage: Eukaryota; Fungi; Ascomycota; Eurotiomycetes; Eurotiales; Aspergillaceae
Exons: 1
Coding region: 1-984 (327 amino acids)
Source: RefSeq, a predicted model, not a curated record
AUGGCGACAUACGGGACUGAUGCCUCGCCAGAGACGACCGAAGCUCACACUUAUCAGCGUUCCCUGAGGGAGUCGUCCCCCACUGUGAUCAGAGAUAGGCACGACCUUAUGGCUGACUUGCCACAAAGCUACCAGCUCCGUUCAUUCUCGACAUACUCCACUCCAAAGCAGCUGCACAACGCGGUGAAAGCCAUCCAUGACCAGUUGGAGCAGAACGAUUGGCAAGGAAACCAAUGGCUAGUUAUCAUGGGUAUGUCACAAGCCGCCAUCGACAGGCUGAGCAAUAAGCCCGACUGCCUGCCGGGAAUCUCUUUUCGAUUCAUGUGGAUUGGAACUACAGGACUCAUCAAAGUAGUCCCACCUAUUGCACAUGAUCUGACCACAUCGGGUGUGAGCCACUAUAUCGACCGGCAGUGCAUUCGGAUGGGAGUGGCAGACAAUGAUCUUGUUUGGGGACUUACAGUAACGACACCUGGUACCGUCACUACCCAUGGCAAACAGCCGGAUAAUUGCUUCUACCCACCUAACCGCCAGCCUUUGGGUGGCCAGUUCAACGGCUGGCCGUCACUCGUCAUAGAAACGGGAGUUUCAGAGUCUUUGAGAAAGCUUCGUCGAGACGCCACUUGGUGGUUCGAAAAUUCCUCCGGGGACACCAGAAUUGUCCUCCUCAUCUCGAUAAAAGUCCGCACCAAGGAGGUCAGAUUCGAGAAAUGGCAGCUUGCCCCUCCCAACCUUACACCUCUGACAAGACAAGGAAUUAAUCAGCUACGUCAGCAAGCCAACCUGAUGCCCCCCCUUAUCCAGCAGCAGGCAGCCAGCCAACUCGCCUUCUGCCAUCAGGAAGUAAUCGUUACGCCCACAUCCAUUACCGGUGGACCUCUUGUGAUCCCUUUCAGAGCCAUUUUUGAUCGGCAGCCUACGGGAGCUGAAGGCGAUAUAAUUAUCAACAACCAGGACUUUCGUACCAUUACGCGGUUUGUUUAA